This is a messenger RNA of Entrophospora sp. SA101, 1068 nucleotides long. The record is from the annotation of a GenBank genome assembly. Lineage: Eukaryota; Fungi; Glomeromycota; Glomeromycetes; Entrophosporales; Entrophosporaceae.
AUGUCACCAAAGUUAAAUAAUGACGUGAUUAGGCAUAUAAUCAUAAAUGUGAUUGAACUAUCCAACUUUUCAUAUAGUAAAUAUAAUUCAGGAUAUUUAUAUAAUUGCAUCCGUGUUAAUCGUGAUUGGUGUAGAAUCAGCAUGCCUUUUCUAUGGACUCAGCCAUUCCAUUUCGAUGAAGAUAGAAGCAUAAAAAUAAUUAAAAUGUUUUUAAGAUUUUUAAAUGGUCAAGAAAAACAAGAAUUAUUAGAUCAUGGAAUGGAUAUCGAUUUAUUAAUAGAAGAAGAGGGACCCAUGUCAUUUCUUUUUGAAUAUCCGCGAUAUAUUCGAUCAUUAAAUUAUGAAUCUUUUGUACAAACAGUAAUCCGUUUAUGCAUUGAAUUAUCAGAUAAAUCUUCAACUUUCAAUUACGCAUCUGAACCAAACGCAGAUAUCAUUCUCGCCAAAAUUAUAAUGAGAUUAUUCAUAAGAUCCAAAGCCCAAUUAAAACAUCUUGCUUUAUAUGAUGAUUUACAAAACUUGGAAGUUGAUCUUGAACCGUAUUAUUCAUUAGUAGAUCCACAAGUCAAACCUUUAUUUGAAGGAUUAAAAAGUUUAGAAAUGAGCUUUGCUGCCAGAAAAAAUUUUUUAAUCAAAAUUUUAAAAGAAGUUUGCACUCAAGUGAUCACAUCUUUCAUAUCAGCACAACAAAAAUUAUUAACAUUUCGAUUAACAAAAUGCAAAGGAUAUACUCGCGUCUUCUUUACAGCACUAUCGUCACAUGCAUCAACAUUACAACAAAUCGCAUUCGAUCAAGUGGAUUUCAAAGGAUGCGGUUCAUGGGAAAUGUUAAAUCAUUGCAACUCGUUGGAAUUACUCGAUAUUUGUCAGUGUACGAAUAUCGAGCAAGAAAUGGUUCAGACUCUCAUAAAUCAUUUACAACCUUUGAAAAACCAACUUCUACACAAUCAAAAUUUAAAGUUGUUUGCGGAUAAUUUCCAAGCCAGAUACAUUGGAGCAAAACUCUGUGAAGAAUUAAGAGAAUGGUGCAGAGAAACCAAUCGCAUUCACAACAAUAUGUUGGAUUGA